Lactuca saligna is the source of this 1131-nucleotide messenger RNA. NCBI's taxonomy places the organism in Eukaryota, Viridiplantae, Streptophyta, Magnoliopsida, Asterales, Asteraceae. The record is from the annotation of a GenBank genome assembly.
AUGUUACAGGGGACCACCAAACUUCCAUGGAAAUUUUCACACCAUCCAGCUGCUGCUGGUACGUUUUUCACAGUCAUGCUACUUGGACUUAAAUUCUGCACAUGCCAGUAUGAAGGGAGCCUACAAAAUGUUAGAUUGGGAAUUCAGCUGCUGGAAGAUGGGAUUUAUCGGGCUGCAUUAGGCUGGUUUGCUUACGAACCUGAAUGGUUUGAACAUGAUCAUGGAAAUUUUGCACACAUCGAGGCUCAAUCUGUUAAUUCAUUUGUUCACUAUCUCCAAAACGAUCCAAAAGCACUGGGUGGGGAAUAUGGGGGAUCUUUUCUUGACAUGGUAAGACACCGAUAUUGCUAUUUAUCAUGUUGUCAAGGCCGGCCCAAGGCAGGGCGAGCUGGGCCGUCGCCCAGGGCAACAAUAUACCAUGGGGCAUCAGAUAUUGUCCAACUCUUAUGGAAGGAUCAAUGUCACCCUGUUUGGGGACCAAUGGAGAACUAUGCAGCUUGUAGAGAUAAGAGGAAGCAGCUACUUUUAAUGUUAUGCCAGCAUGAAGCUGACAGGCUUGAAGUUUGGGCGCAACCUGUUAACUACAAACCUCAUGACCGAGUCCCUUUGAAAGACAUGAAAGCAGAUUGGAAAACCAUGACAUAUCAAGAACUACCAUUGGCCAAGGCUCAAUUUGAUAAUGCAGCAUGUAGAGCAUUUAGCAGGGGAUUUGAUUCAUCUGUUUCAAGGGAUAUUAAGAUAUGCUCCAUUAGAGAAGAAAAUCAGCUUAUAAAGACUGAUCAAGUGAACAUACUGAUUAGAUCACUUCUCCUUAAGCAACAACAAAGUCUGGAACAACUUCAAAGAAUGCAAAGGGUGCAGGCACAAAUGAGGGUUCAAGAAAGAGAUAUGAAGUCAGAAGCAAUGAAGAAUUUUGUUGUAGAAGGUCAACAAGUGUUGUUGACCAUGGAAGGUAAGGAUUUGACUCUAGAACAACAGAAAGAGCUUAACGAAAUCAGGAAAAAGAAAAGUAUAUUAAUUCGUGAACAUAGAAUCAAGAAAAGCACAGCUGAAAGCAGACCAAUUGUUCCAAGAAAAUUUGAUAAGACAAGAGAUUUACAUCUGAGAGAAAUGGUCAUCAUUAGGGCUUGA